Messenger RNA from Xyrauchen texanus (razorback sucker), 2083 nucleotides. RefSeq lists its product as uncharacterized. The coding region runs from base 150 to 1589 and encodes 479 amino acids. Lineage: Eukaryota; Metazoa; Chordata; Actinopteri; Cypriniformes; Catostomidae. The record is from RefSeq and is a predicted model, not a curated record. The transcript has 2 exons.
CAGGGUCAGGAGGCCUGGGAGGAGGCCACAAGACAGGGACUAGGUCAGGGGGCCUGGGAGGAUGCCACAGGACUGGGGCCAGGUCAGGAGGCCUGGGAGGAGGCCACAGGUCAGGAACCAGGUCAGGGGACCUGGGAGGAGGCCACAGGAUGGGAACAGGGUCAGGAGGCCUGGGAGGAGGCCACAAGACAGUGACUGUGUCAGGGGGCCUGGGAGGAGGACACAGGACGGGGACUGGGUCAGGGGGCCUGGGAGGCGGAACCAUGGAAGGCCCUGGAGGCGGAGCCGUGGGGGGCUCAGGAGGCGGAGCCGAGGGAGGUUCGGGAGGCAGAGCCGAGGGAGGUGGCGCCGUGGGAGUCUCAGGAGGUGGAGCUGUGGGAGGCUCAGGAGGCGGAGCCGCGGGAGGCUCAGGAGGCAGAGCUGAGGGAGGUGGCCCCAUAGGAGGCUUGAGAGGCGGAGCCAUGGGAGGCUCAGGAGGCAGAGCUGAGGGAGGCUCAGGAGGCGGAGCCGCGGGAGGCGGAGCCGUGGGAGGCUCGGGAGGAGCCCUGGAAGACUCGAGAGAUUUGGGAGGCGGAGCCCUGGAAGGCUCGGGAGGAGGAGCCCUGGAAGACUCAAGAGACUUGAGAGGCGGAGCCCUGGGAGGCUCGAGAGGCAGAGCCCUGGGAGGCUUGAGAGACUUGAGAGGCAGAGCCCUGGAAGGCUCGAGAGGUGGAGCCCUGGGAGGCUCGAGAGGCGGAGCCCUGGGAGGCUCGAGAGACUUGAGAGGCGGAGCCCUGGGAGGCUCGGGAGGCGGAGCCCUGGGAGGCUCGGGAGGAGGAGCCCUGGAAGACUCGAGAGACUUGAGAGGUGGAGCCCUGGGAGGCUCGAGAGGAGGAGCCCUGGAAGACUCGAGAGACUUGAGAGGCGGAGCCCUGGAAGGCUCAGGAGGAGGAGCCCUGGAAGACUCGAGAGACUUGGGAGGCGGAGCCCUGGAAGGCUCGGGAGGAGGAGCCCUGGAAGACUCGAGAGACUUGAGAGGCGGAGCCCUGGAAGGCUCGGGAGGAGGAGCCCUGGAAGACUCGAGAUACUUGGGAGGCGGAGCCCUGGGUGGCUCGGGAGGCAGAGCCCUGGGUGGCUCGGGAGGCAGAGCCCUGGGUGGCUCGGGAGGCAGAGCCCUGGGUGGCUCGGGAGGCAGAGCCCUGGGUGGCUCGGGAGGCGCUGGGACGGUCGAGGCUACAGGCGCUGGCUCUGGGACGGCCGAGGCUACAGGCGCUGGCUUGCUGACCGUGGCAGGCGUGGGUUCUGGCUCGCUGACCGUGGCAGGCGUGGGCUGGGGAGCAGAAGCCUUUCCUCUUCUCUUCCUCCUCCGGGCAGACGGAGCUGACAACGCUGGCUCUGGGACGGACGAGGCUGGCAACGCUGACUCUGGGAGGGACGAGGCUUUAGGCUUGUUGGCCAUGGCAGGUGUGGGCGUUGGCUCGUUGACCGUGGCAGGUGUGGGCGUUGGCUCAGGAGCAAACCUCUCCAAAAUCAUAUUCACGUACUCAAUUCAAGUGUACUCACCACUCUCUGGCAACUCCUCCCAUCCAUGGGCAAGGAGGCCGAUCUGAUAAAUGGACUUUAGGUGUCGGUCCACAUAACCAGUGCAUCUGGCAAUGGUGCAAAACAUACGUGAGUAUUCGAUCAAAGGGAGGUUCGCCCGGCUCAACUGGAGGAAGAUUGCUGCUAGAUCCAUCUGAGGGUUAGUUCUUCUGUGACGUAGGCAGGCAGAGGUUGUGGAUCUAUGUGCAGCUUUAUUAACAAAACAGGGGAAAACUCAGGACAAAGGGAAAAAAACAAGGAAACCUAGUACAGAGCAUAACACAUGCAAGAACUAACAAGGAAACAAAGAAACUAAAAGGGCUUAUAUACAAAAAGGAACAAACAAGGGAAUAAGGAACACCUGGGGAAAUAAUCAGGGAAGGAGAACUAAUCAGGGGAAAACCAAUCAUAAAAUGAAACUACAAAGGACUACAAAAAUCAAACAGGAAACAGGAACUAAACUAAACUUCAAAAUAACAGCACAAAAACAAAAGACAGAGAACAUGACACAUAGACCCUGUUA